UAAAUACUUUCUUUUUUUAAAAAAUGCGUUAACCAUAUGUAAGAAUAUAAAUUGGGUGUUUGUAAUACAAACUCAAUUAUCAUCUGGAAAUAAGAUGCCAUCUUUGGAAGUAGACAAUGGCAUUAAUUCUUCUAUUAAUGGCGACGAUCAAUCAAAAUCUUUGUCUGGACCGAUAAUUGGAAUAAUAUAUCCUCCGCCGGAAGUGAGGAAUAUUGUUGAUAAAACCGCUAGUUUUGUAGCUCGAAAUGGGCCUGAAUUUGAAGCUCGCAUCAGACAAAAUGAACUGGGCAAUGCAAAAUUUAAUUUUUUGAGUUCAGGGGAUCCAUACAAUGCGUAUUAUAGGCACAAAGUAAAUGAAUUUAGGGAGGGAAAGGGUAAAUAUAAAGAGUACUUAAAUAAUAUACAACAGUGGUAUGAAACUUCAUUAAAAACAGAUGCAUCUGGCGGUCCAAGUGUUAUUACUGGUGUUAAGCAGUUAUCUGUUACAAAUGCUGCACAGCAAAAGCAACAAGAACUUCUAAAACAAGUAGCAGAGCAACAAUUUGUGCCUAAAGACCCUCCUCAAGACUUUGAGUUUAUAGCAGACCCUCCGUCUAUAUCUGCUUUAGAUUUAGACAUUGUUAAGUUAACAGCACAAUUUGUAGCCCGAAAUGGUCGUCAAUUUCUGACAAAUCUCAUGAACCGUGAGCAACGUAAUUUCCAGUUUGACUUUUUAAGACCCCAGCACUCAUUGUUUCAAUAUUUCACAAAAUUAUUAGAGCAGUACACAAAAAUAUUAAUUCCUCCCAAAGAUCUUUUAAACAAAUUACGUAUAGAGGGUUCGGAAGGACGUAGCAGUAUGAAUUUAGUUUUAGAACAAGUAAAAUACAGGGCAAAUUGGCAAAAGCAUCAAGAAGCUCAACGUCGACGUGAAGAGGAGAAAGUUGAGAAAGAGAGGGUGGCUUACGCUCAAAUAGAUUGGCAUGAUUUCGUAGUGGUUGAAACAGUGGACUAUCAACCUUUUGAAACAGGCAAUUUUCCACCACCAACAACACCUGAAGAAGUAGGUGCUCGUGUACUAAUGGAAGAAAGAUUGCUGGAAGAAGAUGGGGACAUAGAAAUGCAAAUUGAAUCGGAAGAAGAAGAUGGUCAAGAGGAAACAGUCCGACUUAAAUUGUCACAAAUGGAAAAUCGUACUGGCAUACAAAUGAAAGGCACCACAUAUAAUCAACAAGGAACUAAUGUGAAGAAAGAUAAUACACAAGUUCAAGAUAUGGACGAAGCCUCUAGUGAUGAAGAGUCUCCAUCUAAUUCAAAGAUGCAGCCACCAGUUACACCUCUUCUACCACCAACACAUGAUAAGGUUGUGGUUAAGAAAUACGAUCCGAAAGCUAUUCAGCAGAAACAACAGAAGCCAGCAACUACAGAUGAGUAUUUGAUUUCUCCAAUAACCGGGGAAAAAAUACCGGCAUCAAAGGUGGCAGAACAUAUGCGUAUUGGUUUAUUGGAUCCCCGUUGGGUUGAACAGCGUGAUAAACAUACUGUUGAAAAAAUUAAUCAAGAUACAGUAUAUGCUGCUGGUACUGCUAUUGAGGCUAGUCUAAAACAAUUAGCAGAACGUCGUACAGAUAUUUUUGGCGUUGGCGAUGAAGAGACAGUUAUUGGAAAGAAAUUGGGUGAAGAGGAAACAAAAAAAGAUGAUCGCGUCACUUGGGAUGGGCAUACAUCAAGCGUGGAGGCAGCAACACGAGCGGCUCGAGCUAAUAUUACUUUGGAAGACCAGAUUCAUCAAAUUCAUAAAGUAAAAGGCCUUCUUCCAGAUGAAGAAAAAGAAAAGAUUGGGCCUAAACCAGUUAGCAACAAACCUUCUUUAUCGGCACCACCACUAUCACAUCCAGCAUCUAUUAAAGGUCAUUCUCAACUUGGACAUCAUGUUGUUUCUCAUCAUCAUCAUCAAUCACAGCAAUCGUCACAACAGCAAACGCACUCUCAGCCAUCUCCGCAUAAUAUGCCACCUUCUGCGCCAGUAAUGAUGAUGCCAAUGAGACCACCGCCCCCAAUGUUGGCUCCACCAUAUCCCGUAGGUGGUUAUAUGCCUAUACAAUCCGGUGGACCACCGCAAAUGCCAUCCGUACCAAAUAUAAUGGAUCAAACAAUGAUGCCCCUUCCACUAAUGUCAGUAGAUGAAGAGCCACCAAAUAAAAAAAUGCGAUCAGAAGAUAAUCUGAUUCCAGAAGAAGAGUUCGUAUCGAAACAUAAGAGCCCCAUUACUAUUCAAAUACAAAUUCCUAAUGUAGUUGACAAGUCGGAAUGGAAAUUAAACGGACAAACAAUUGCAUUUUCAUUAUCGCUCGCAGAUACCGUUUCUAAUUUAAAAGCGAAGAUUCAAGAUGAAACUGGAAUGCCACCUGCUAAACAGAAAAUUUCAUAUGAGGGAAUGUUCAUCAAGGAUAGUAAUACUAUGGCGUUUUAUAAUCUCUUUAGUGAUGCCACUAUACAUCUACAAAUCAAAGAACGUGGUGGACGUAAAAAAUAAAAGUUUAAAAUAUUA
Messenger RNA from Bactrocera tryoni, 2530 nucleotides. It is a transcript of the gene Sf3a1, whose product is annotated as splicing factor 3A subunit 1. Lineage: Eukaryota; Metazoa; Arthropoda; Insecta; Diptera; Tephritidae. The coding region runs from base 95 to 2515 and encodes 806 amino acids. Gene Ontology annotation, cellular component: U2-type prespliceosome; U2 snRNP; catalytic step 2 spliceosome. Gene Ontology annotation, molecular function: protein binding; RNA binding. The transcript has 9 exons. Gene Ontology annotation, biological process: mRNA cis splicing, via spliceosome; regulation of alternative mRNA splicing, via spliceosome. The record is from RefSeq and is a predicted model, not a curated record.